Messenger RNA from Hypomesus transpacificus, 2088 nucleotides. RefSeq names its product protein phosphatase 1, regulatory subunit 3Ca (gene ppp1r3ca). The coding region runs from base 192 to 1211 and encodes 339 amino acids. Gene Ontology annotation, molecular function: glycogen binding; protein phosphatase 1 binding. Gene Ontology annotation, biological process: regulation of glycogen biosynthetic process. Gene Ontology annotation, cellular component: protein phosphatase type 1 complex. NCBI's taxonomy places the organism in Eukaryota, Metazoa, Chordata, Actinopteri, Osmeriformes, Osmeridae. The transcript is spliced from 2 exons. The record is from RefSeq and is a predicted model, not a curated record.
CAGUCUAAAACGGUCUGCGUAACUUGGAGCACAAAGGAGAACUGAAUUGGUGAAAGAUCGAAACAGAAGGGGGGCGUGACGACUCAAAACUUACUCAGACCGAACUUUAAACGAAGAAAGCAAAACUUAUUUUUGUUUCUUUGUUUAAUUCUUCGUUCACUUGGGAGCUUUUCUCCCUUUUACUCGGAGCAAUGAGUGCCACAACGUGGCCCACAAGUGUGUUCCAGAUUCUCAGCUCCUCUCCUAUCAGUCAUGGCCCAGUCAUGCCUGUGGAUAUGGCCAUGAGGAUCUACAUGAGUCACUCUCCCCCAGUCCGCAGUUUUCUCAGUUCAUACGAGGAUCUGCGCUCCAGGAACCAGACCAAGCAUCACAAUAACCACCACCACCUCCACCACUGCAAGACCCUGAGGUCCUGCCUUAGCUCCCGUCGCCUGCAUGAACCUCAGAGUCCCUGCCCAGGCUGGAAGAGCCUCCAAGCCAAGGGCAAGAAGAGGGUGGUGUUUGCCGACUCCAAAGGCAUGUCUCUCACUGCCAUCCACGUGUUCUCUCGGUUUGAGGAGGAUGCAGUGACAGCGGGGCUGUCAGAGCUGCAGUUUGAUGUGGCGGAUCUGGAAAACACCACCAUGGCCCUGAAGAUCAGCUCGGUUCGCAGCCUGGCACUGGAGUUCAAACAGCCUGCCUCAGACUACCUGGACUUCCGGAACCGCCUGCUGAAGAAUUAUGUUAGCCUGGAGAGCUGUUCUCUCCAAGAGAGGUCGCUCACUGGUACAGUCAAAGUCCGGAACCUGGGCUUUGAAAAAUCUGUCCAGGUACGGGUGACUUUCGACUCGUGGAAAAGCUACACUGACGUGGACUGCACAUUUAUGAACAAUGUCUACAGUUGCCAGGAUACUGACACAUUCGCCUUCGUCUUUGAGCUGCCAGGCUAUGUGGCUCCUCAGAACCGGGUUGAGUUCUGCGUGUGCUUCAAGACCCAGGACCAGACACACUGGGACAAUAACAAUGGUAAGAACUACAGGCUCAAACACAUAGGCUGGAACGGAGAGGACCUGCAGACGUUGCAUCCAGUGGACUGGAAGAAAACGAAGGAUCGCAAGAAUGGAAGAAAACUAGUGGAGAUUGAUGAGAACGUGAGCCCUUGUACGUCUAGCAAACUUUGCCCUGAGUGGCAAGACUGGAGCCGUAGUGAGAACAAGGCCCCUUAUUGGUAAAGUCUGAGAGUGUGAACCAGCACUUGGUCAAAACUGUAAAAAGCUUGUUGCACUUUAGUUUUAAAUUAGCUACUAAUUUAAACUAUAGCUUCUGUCUUGAAUUUACUGUCAAACUGACAAAUGGCUCUAGAGACCUCACCUUAUGGACAUGAUCAAAGGAGCAGAGGCAGUUGGAAGAUUGUGUUGGUUACUUUUGUGUAAUUUAGUGAAGUGCCUUUUCAAGAUCCUACUCACGUUUAAGACAGAUGUCAAAUUUCAUUCAGAACUCACAAUAUACUGUAAAAUAAGUAACUUUCUUAUGAUCAUUGCCCAUUGUAAGGGUAAAAGAUAAUAUAAUGCACUGACUAUGAUCAGCCUCUUGAUUUGAAUCAACCUACAGUAUCCUUCAUGUUGAAGGGUUUACGGUUCAGGAAAAGAACGGGUAAUUCUAUGGAAUCUGAAUAUGUGUGAUAUCCCAGUGCAAUAAAUGAUGAGAGAAAUAAGAAUACACCUUUGUACAAAACAUUUCAUAAAAGAAUGACUAAGAUGGAUGCAUAUGAACGUUUCCCUAAUCAUCUCCCUACACAUGUAGAAUAUAUUCUGUUUGUAAUGUAAUGGUGUGCCUUGAUGUAAAGCAGGAUUGCUGAGAAUAAUCAGGUAGUGAAAGAGUUAUGCAUUGUGACAUAAGGGGUUCUAUAGUGUUUCUUUUCCUUCCAGUAAUAUUUACAUGUAUGUUGACAUAACUGUGCUGAGUUUGUUUAAUGUUAUCUCACUGGUUUCUCUAAAUGCAAUUCAAUGUGUGUCUGAAAGCGAGUGUCAAUCUAAAGGAAAAGCCUCAGAUCUUAGUGUAUUUGAGUGUGGAAAUGUGAUAUUUUCAAAAUAAAUUUUUUAUAUUGUG